ACGCAGAGUUCCUGUCCAGUUCAGUGCAGCACAGGUGUAAUCAUGGUGCAGCUGUACUGUUGGGGAGACGGCUCCAGUGGACAGUUCGGAUCUCAGAGAGCCCUCAGUCCGGUUUCCUGGACCGUCCCCGGGGUCAUCACCGACAUCAGCUGUGGAGAGCAGCACACUUUAGUCCUCACCAAGGAUGGAGGAGUUUUAUCCUGUGGUCUCAACUCUCUGGGACGACUAGGACGAAAGAAAAGUAAAGAUACAAAUACCCCAGGUCGUGUGGAGGGUCUGGGGAAUGUAGUGUCGGUGGCUUGUGGUCGGGAUCACAGUCUGGCUUUGUGUGUAUCUGGACAUGUGUUCUGCUGGGGUGCCAAAGAAGACGGACAGCUUGGCCUGUUACCCAAUCAGCAGAGCAUCAGUCAUAGACCAAGUCGGGUGCCCAUACCAAUGCUAAUACCAGUGAUUCAGGUGGCUUGUGGAAACGUCCACUCUCUAGCUCUGACUAAAGGAGGAGAUGUCUUCACAUGGGGUCGUAACAGCCAUGGUCAGCUGGGCCUGGGGAAGGCCGUGUCACUGCAGUACACACCUGUCUUGGUGACAGCUCUAACCGGAGUAGCAGUGACUCAGAUUUCAGCCGGAGUGACCCACUCUUUCUUCCUCACGCUGCCCGGCCUGGUGUACUGCUGUGGGGCCAACAAGUCAGGCCAGCUGGGACUCAACAGGGUGGAUGAGAAGGGCAGGUUCAACAUCUGUGUGGUACCUGCCCUCAGACCUCUGGAUGUCUCCUUUAUCAGCUGUGGAGAGGCACACUCUGCUGUGUUAACAAAGGAUGGCAAAGUUUUCACCUUUGGAGAAGGAAGCAACGGUCAGCUCGGUCACAACUCCACUGACCUUGAAAAGGCACCCAGAUUGGUCGACGGUCUGGACGGGCCUGCCUCCCAGAUUGCAUGUGGCAGACGUCACACUCUGGUGUUGGGCUCCUCUGGCCAACUGUGGGCUUUUGGUCAUGGGGCAAAAGGUCAAGUUGGGACUGGAUGUACAGAAGAUAGUCUGACGCCUACUCAAGUACAACUUCCAUGCACCAAAGACAAUGAAGCAGCCAAACUCAAAGAUCUGAAAAUAUCAACCGGUUGGAACACAAACUUUGCUUUCUCGUCACCCACACAGAGCUUGGACAGAGGACAGAUAAUAGGACGGCUUGAUGAGACAAAACUUCAAAAAUGGUUGUCUGUAAAUCCAGGCAACCCAGAGGCAAAGAGAGAAAUCGGUUCAAUGUUUUUUACAAGUUCCAGUCUUGUUGCUAGUUUCACAAAGGCAAAUGGGUCUCUCAAAAAAGCAGGGGACCUAACAGUGGACCUUGAGGCAGCCAGCAGGGCUUUCGACCAGCUUCUGGCAGUACCAUGGAUCAAAGAAACAGUAACCCUUACAGACCUGAUGGACCUACUUUUGGCUUCGAUAAAUGACAUUAAAUCCAUGGACAUCUCCAUGGUUCUGCUGACAUGUCCUCUUCUCCGAGAGGACUCUGCUGUCAUGAACACCGUGUUGCCUUUAGCUGUCAUGAUCGCAGAGCUGAGUGAGAAGAAUCAGGACACACUAAAGAGCUUGUGGUCUUCCCUGACACCGACCCUACUUACAAAGCACAUCUUGGUGUUCAAAAACGCCCUGGCCUUCCUGCUCAAAAACGGCCUUUUGGCAACUCACAACCCAGGAGUCAGAUUCCUGCUGGAGGCCCUCAAGCUGCUCUACAGAGCAAACAAAGCUGGUAAGUCCUACAAAGUCCCACUGAACACCUUUUACGUCGAGGAAAUCAACGGUAAUGUGGACCCCUAUGCUGAUGUCGCUCUUUGGGCCUCUAGAGUGGAGCAUGACAUUCCAGUCAUUUUCUGCUGCUACCCGUUCGUGUUCACUCUGGUUCAAAAGGUGGCAGCCUUUGACAUCUAUGCUACUUUAAUAAAGAAGGGGCCACAAGUAAUGUAUGAAAUGGCCAUGAGGAUGCAUGCCAGAUCGCUCCAAAGUCCCAUAGACCUCACAACAGCCCCGUACCUCCAGCUCACUUUGAGACGCACUCACCUGGUGGAGGACACCUUCAGACACCUCGAUGCAGCGGACCACAGCGCCUUCCGCAUGGAGCUUCUGGUGCAGUUCAAGGAUGACAGGAAGUUGAUGAACGUCAACAAACAUGACCUCUUCCUGCAGGUGUUCGAUGAGCUGAUUGCCCCUGAGUCUGAAAUGUUCAUGUACAACGACAGCAAGACUCUACUCUGGUUCCCAUCCCAGCCAAAAAAGAAUAAGAAGACUUACUUCCUCUUUGGCGUCCUGUGUGGGCUGGCUCUCUACAACAACAACAUCAUCCACCUCCCUUUCCCCCUGGUUCUCUUUAAGAAGCUGCUUGGGUUCAAACCCUCGCUGGAUGACAUGAAGGAGUUCGAACCUGUGAUGGGAGAGUCUUUGCGAUGCAUGCUGGAUGACUACACUCCUGAUGAAGUGGAGAGCCUGGAUACAACCUUUGCUGCGACAUGGGACGGUGAGAAAAUUGAGCUUGAUCCGACAACUCCUGGGAAACCCGUCACAGCAUCAAACAAAAAAGAAUUUGCAAACACCUUUGUUGAUUAUGCCUUCAACAAAUCAGUGGAGGCGGUGUUUGAAGAGUUCAAGAGGGGCUUCCUCAAAGUGUGCGAGUACGACAUAGUGAAGUUUUUCCAGCCGGAGGAGCUGCAGGCCGUGAUGGUGGGCCAAGAAAACUACGACUGGGAUGUGUUCAAGCAGAACACUAUGUACGAAGGAGACUACCAUGCUGACCAUCCAAAUAUUGUUAUCUUCUGGGAGGUGUUUGGCGAACUGACAGCCGAGGAAAAGAAGAAAUUCCUCUUGUUCCUCACCGGCUGCGACCGCGUCCCCUUCCUGGGAAUGGAGAGCAUCAGGAUGAAAGUUGCUGUCCUUCCUGAUUCCAAUGAGACCCAUCGGCCAGAGUCCCUCACCUGUCAUACUCUGCUUCUACUGCCCCUCUACCAGAGGUACCCGGUCGAGGAGACGAUGCAUAACAGGCUCCUGCAGGCUAUUCACCACAACAAAGGCUUCUGGAAAGAAGACACUACAAAAUAAAGUUAUGAAAGCUCCUUUCAUAAGAUUGCACAUUUUAAAGGAAGAAUAUACAAUUUUCAGCAGAUAGAUAGAUAGAUAGAUAGAUAGAUAUACUUUAUUGUCCCCAACAUGAAACCAAAACUACUCGUGCUGCAUUGUUGUGUUAGCAUGCUAAUGUUAGCGAUCUUUAUUUUGCUCGUAUCUUCGCACUGAUUGUAAAUUUACACAAAAUGACCUUGAUCUAGAAACACUUACUUCAAAUAAGCAGUGAGUACAGUAUGAUAUUCUUCUUUUCUCUAGUCCCUCAAUUAAACAACUUUUAUAGGCAAGGGGAUGAGCCGGCCGGCCGUCUCGUCCAUGUUAACAAGCUAUAGAUACAU
Labrus mixtus (cuckoo wrasse) is the source of this 3449-nucleotide messenger RNA. Its product is annotated as probable E3 ubiquitin-protein ligase HERC6. The record is from RefSeq and is a predicted model, not a curated record. NCBI's taxonomy places the organism in Eukaryota, Metazoa, Chordata, Actinopteri, Labriformes, Labridae. Gene Ontology annotation, molecular function: ubiquitin-protein transferase activity. The transcript is spliced from 23 exons. Bases 43 to 3090 code for a protein of 1015 amino acids.